Molecule: messenger RNA, 1288 nt
Organism: Hibiscus syriacus
Lineage: Eukaryota; Viridiplantae; Streptophyta; Magnoliopsida; Malvales; Malvaceae
Product: NAC domain-containing protein 73-like
Exons: 4
Coding region: 227-1204 (325 amino acids)
Biological process (GO): regulation of DNA-templated transcription
Cellular component (GO): nucleus
Molecular function (GO): DNA-binding transcription factor activity; transcription cis-regulatory region binding
Source: RefSeq, a predicted model, not a curated record
UUUUCUUCUUCUUCUUCCGAGACCUAGGAGGCUAUAGCAGACCGCAGCUACAAUCAUAAGCAGCAAAUUUGAGAAAGGGAAUUAAAAAAAGCGUGGAAGAAUUAAAUUCCUUUGCCCAGUAUAUCAAGAAAGAGAAAGCGGAAUUUUCGAAUGUGGGUGUUCGAACGGUGGAACCAGACAUCAGCUUUGUGAUGGGAGUAAGACUAUCAGAAGAAGAACCGGAGAGAUGUCAUGGUGCAAUGACCCAGACGAAGACACGAGCGCUCUAAACAUAAUUACAGCAGCCGUCGCCGAAGAACCAUCAGUCGCCGUCGCCUCAACCUCUGCCGUUCCCUACCCCAAAAUCCAUGAAAUCCCAGCCAUUAUUUGCCCUUCAUGCAACUAUAUCAUACCCUACCAAGAUCAGAGUCAGACGGAAAUUCAUGAUUUGCUAGGGUUACCAGCCGGGGUGAAGUUUGAUCCAACUGACCAAGAAAUUUUAGAGCAUUUAGAGGCCAAAAUAAUAUCUGAUCUGCGCAAGCUUCAUCCCUUGCUUGAUGAGUUCAUCCCAACGCUGGGAGGAGAAAAUGGGAUUUGCUAUACUCAUCCGGAGAAGCUCCCAGGAGUGAGCAAAGAUGGCCAAAUUCGACACUUUUUUCAUCGACCCUCCAAGGCAUACACGACCGGGACAAGGAAGAGAAGAAAAGUUCACACGGACGAAGAUGGGAGCGAAACAAGGUGGCAUAAAACGGGCAAGACCCGAGCAGUUUCAGUUGGUGGGACGGUGAAGGGUUUCAAAAAGAUCUUGGUGCUCUACACCAACUACGGGAGGCAAAGGAAGCCCGAGAAAACAAACUGGGUAAUGCAUCAGUAUCACCUCGGCAACAACGAAGAAGAGAAAGACGGAGAGUUAGUGGUUUCAAAAGUCUUUUACCAAACUCAACCUAGACAAUGCGGUCCAAGUAGCAGUAGUAAUAAGUACACGCUCGAUAGAAAGGCUAGAAGCCGGCAUCAAAGUCCAAUUAUGGCGCCCAAGAGUAGUAGCAGCGCGGCUCUCCUCCAAUAUAACAGCCAGUCUUUUGUUUCAUACGGUGAUGGCGGGAGUCACCUCCAUAAUAGAGAAAGCCCACCACAGCUAAUCCCAAAUCUGCUUGUUCAAGGUGAUGGAUCCUCGUUUAUUCGAUUAGCCUCUGAUAUAAGCAAAGGGAGACUUGAAAGAAAAUAGCAAUGGGAAAGAUGAGCAGCCACGACAAGGACUUAUUUGGUUGUUGCUAUGUAAUAGUCAAAUAAUUAUCAGAUUGUGAUUUUU